This is a messenger RNA of Lutzomyia longipalpis, 765 nucleotides long. Its product is annotated as farnesol dehydrogenase-like. The transcript has a single exon. The record is from RefSeq and is a predicted model, not a curated record. Gene Ontology annotation, molecular function: oxidoreductase activity. The coding region runs from base 1 to 765 and encodes 254 amino acids. NCBI's taxonomy places the organism in Eukaryota, Metazoa, Arthropoda, Insecta, Diptera, Psychodidae.
AUGAAUCGUUGGCUAAAUCGUGUAGCUGUUGUAACGGGCGCUAGCUCCGGAAUUGGAGCUCAGAUUGCUAAGGAUCUUGCUAAUUCAGGGAUGAAGGUUGUGGGCCUAGCCAGAAGGGUGGAAAGAGUGAAAAGUUUAGGAAAAGAACUCCCCCAAGAGGUUCAGCAACACUUCCACCCCGUUAAAUGUGAUGUAAUGAAUGAAGAGGAAAUUAUUGAGACUUUCUCGUGGAUUAAGAAGUCUCUUGGUGGGAUUGAUGUGCUAAUCAAUAAUGCUGGGACUGGGAAUUCAAGAGUAAAGCUUGUUGAUGCUGGAAAUUCUGAUAAAAUACGGAAGACAUUGAAUACAAAUCUCAUGGGAGUCUUCCUCUGUGCACGAGAGGCCUAUCAGUCGAUGCGAGAACGUUCCUUCCCAGGACACAUUAUCAACAUUAACAGUGUCCUUGGGCAUGGUGUUCCGGUUCUUCCCAAAGAGUAUGGAGACAUUAACUUGAACAUCUACCCUGCAACCAAGUAUGGCGUCACAGCCCUUACUGAAUCCUUCCGACAGGAAUUUAUAAAGGAGAAAUCUGAUGUGAAAAUAACCAGUAUUAGCCCUGGUACCGUUCAAACGGAAAUUAUUCCGGAUUACAGUGAUGAAAUCCUUAAGAAGAUUCCACAUCUUAUGCCAGCAGACAUUUCAGCGGCUGUUCUUUACAUCCUUGGCACUCCACCCAAUGUGAAUGUCAAGGAACUCAUUAUCUCUCCUACCAAAUCAUUUUUUUAA